UAGAGACUGAGCCCUCGGGGAUAGCUAUCUGAAGCAGGUGUAGCUAUCUACCUUCAUCUCAGUAGCACUGGUCAGGGAGGAGAGACCUGAUUUUCAACCCAGCCCUUGUCUGUGACUAAAUAUGUACGGAGUGUCAGCGAGAGAUCAACACAUUACACAGAGCAGAGAGAAAGCGGCAGAAAAGCAUAAAACCAACUGAGUGAAAAUUGAUUAAAAGAACCAUGAAAGGAAUACUUAAAGUGAAGAGCAUGGUCCGUGAAAAGGUGACAAUGGCCCCAGGUUGGGACAGUGAAGACGAGGAAGAUGGGUCCCCGGGAAACCGAGCACAAAAAAUGUUAAGUACCGUGACUGGGAUGGUCCAGACCGCGCGCAACCGGCAUGGGCCCGACAAGAACGCGGACGUCAGCCAUGAAACAUUGCUGCAAAAAGAAAUGGAUUUUCAUGUAGCGGCAAAGAAGAAUGAUGUCCCAACUAUGAUGAGCCUCAAGGACCAGAGAAUUAAUAUUAAUUCCAAAAAUAAUUUAAAUCGCACAGCUCUUCACUUUGCAGUCGCUGGGAACAAUCUGCAAGCAGUAUCAUUCCUUCUCCAUCACAAAGCCCGCGUAGAUAUCGUAGAUAAGCAUGGCCUGUGUGUACUCCAUCUCGCGGCAUGGUCUGCUGACCUCACCGUCUUCCAAAUGUUGAUCAAGGCAGGGGCAGAUCAAAAAACUACUAAUGAGGAUGGAAUGAAUGUCCUGCAUUUUGCUGCUCAGAAUAAUAAGAACGCUAUUGUAGACUAUCUCCUCACAGAACUACAGCUGCAAGACUUGGACAUCCUAGAUAAGAAAGGCAGGAAACCAUUUCAUCUGGCAGCUGAGGCAGGGCACCUGGAAAUGAUCAAUAAUCUACUCACCUUGAAACUGUUCACACCUGAGAAAGAUAAGGAGGGUAACACUGCCUUGCAUCUGGCAGCAAAAAACGGACACAGAGACGUAGUGGAAACUUUAAUAGAGCGUUAUGAAAAUAUUGAUGAUCCUAAUGAGAAAGGAGCCACGCCGUUUUACUUAGCAGUUGAAGGAUGCCGUGAAAAGCGCAUGGAUCCGCUACUGAUGGCGGAAAGUGAUAACCCUACAACACACGUAUGCCCACAGAAUGAAAAAGUCAAACAGUGCCAUGAAGCGUGUGCGGAACUUCUAUUGACGGCGGGAAGUGAUAUUAACACGACAACACACGACCGUUAUGGAGCGUUACAUAUAGCAGCAGAGAAUGGUUGUAUAAGCCUCAUCCGCUUUCUUAUAGAAAACAAUAUUGACAUGAAUCCCAAACCUGACGAUAAGAACCCUCCGUUACACCUAGCGAUUCUAAAGGAUCACAUGCCCAUAGUGGAUGUUCUUCUGGAGAGUGGAUAUAACUUCAACGCCAUCAACAGUAGACAGCAAACUGCUCUACAUCUCGUUGCUGAAAACAAUAACAUAGAUCUGGUGGAAAAACUUCUCAAGAUAGGAUGCGACCUCACGAUUGUAGACAAGCAAGGAAAAACAGCACUUGGAGUGGCAGCAAGAAGCAACCAUACUCUCACUGUUGAUAUGAUCAUUAAAGCAGAGAGAUACUACAUGUGGAAACAGGGCCUUAAAGAAAAUAUCCAAGAGGUACAUCAAGAUUCUUCUAUAAACUUCAAACAAGAUCACAGUUUGAAAACCAGUCAGAUCAGAGAUGCUUUGUGGAGUUUGGCAUAUAAUGAAUUCAAGCCACCCGAGUGGAAAAAGUUGGCUCAAUUAUGGGAAUUCUCAGAGCCACAGAUUAAAGCCAUCGAAGAGCAAUGGACAGGGCAAGCAAGUUAUAGAGAACACGGUCACCGGAUGUUGUUGAUUUGGUUGCAUGGCGUCUUACUGACAGAACGGCAUCCGGUUAAAUCCUUAUAUGAAGAUCUGGUGCAGUUAGGACACCAUAAACUAGCUGAAAACUUCAGAAUACAGAGCACAAAUGGUAUAAAUUCUAAGAAAUGCCUGAUUUCCUGAGGCCAAUGGAAUGAAAUGAUGAGAAUAAUAGCCCAGGGUGUUCUGAGCACCUCCACUGCCAUGAUGUCAAUUUAAAGACUUUAACCGGCUACCAUUCAAAACGCUGGACAAUUCUGUGUCUAGCCAAUGUAUAUUUAAACAGGAUUUCAGGAAAUAUGGUUAUAGACUGAGCCCAACAAGUUACAGCACGGAAGUUCACCCAGUGAUUACAUUGUUCAGAUCUUCCAUUGUCCCUGUACACAUCUCUCUCGUAUGCACUCAGGUGUACACAAAGACUAGAAAAGAGACUUUGUAGCUUCAUACAAGUAGAUGUCUGACAGUCUCCUAUUGAGGGAUUUGCUUUUACAGGAAUGGUUGUUGCAGUUCAUCAAUAUGUAUUUCACCUCCAAACUCACUCAUACAGAGAACAUUGGCCCAUCUCAUGCUUGUCCGGAUGGAUUACCAGUGGUUUAGGAAUGGCUGAUUACUGAAAGUUGAGUAAUGUGAAUAUCAGUAUAAUGUAAACUGGACUAUCUGUGGUCUUUCAGCUUAUCGGAGAACUGCUGAACACCAAACUAUACAUAAA
Pelobates fuscus (common spadefoot toad) is the source of this 2562-nucleotide messenger RNA. RefSeq names its product ankyrin repeat and death domain containing 1B (gene ANKDD1B). The record is from RefSeq and is a predicted model, not a curated record. The transcript has 16 exons. Lineage: Eukaryota; Metazoa; Chordata; Amphibia; Anura; Pelobatidae. Gene Ontology annotation, molecular function: protein binding. Gene Ontology annotation, biological process: signal transduction. Bases 222 to 1997 code for a protein of 591 amino acids.